UCCCUCCACCAUCAAUCGCAGCAUCAUCAUUAUCAUCAUCAUCAUCUUCCUCUCUCUCUCUCUCUCUCGCUGCUGCUGCUGCUCCUCUUCGUCUUCACUUGAGGAGGCGACGACCCUCGGUCUUGACCUCGUCCGAGUCGAGUGCGGCGGGUCGGGGUCGGUGGUGGGAGCGCGGCGGCGGUCAUGGAGCAGCAGAGGAACCCCAAGGUGGCGGAGGCGGCCGGCGAGCAAAUCGAAGAAAUCCAGCACGGCCCGUUCCCCGUCGAGCAGCUUCAGGCGUCAGGCAUCGCUUCGAUCGAUGUAAAGAAGUUGAAAGAUGCUGGGCUCUGUACAGUUGAAUCUGUUGUUUACUCUCCCCGAAAGGAACUGCUUCAAAUUAAAGGAAUUAGUGAAGCCAAAGUUGACAAAAUCAUUGAAGCAGCUUCUAAACUGGUGCCUCUGGGUUUCACAAGCGCAAGCCAGCUACAUGCACAGAGGCUUGAGAUCAUCCAGAUCACAUCUGGAUCAAGAGAGCUGGACAAGAUCUUGGAAGGAGGCAUUGAGACAGGAUCCAUAACUGAGAUAUAUGGCGAGUUCCGAUCUGGAAAAACUCAGCUCUGUCACACACUGUGCGUCACUUGCCAACUUCCAUUAGAUCAAGGAGGCGGUGAGGGAAAGGCAAUGUAUAUUGAUGCUGAAGGUGCAUUCAGGCCACAGAGGCUAUUACAGAUAGCAGAGAGGUAUGGACUUAAUGGAGCUGAUGUAUUGGAGAAUGUUGCCUACGCUAGAGCUUAUAAUACUGAUCAUCAGUCGAGGCUUUUGCUUGAAGCAGCUUCAAUGAUGGUAGAAACAAGAUUCGCCCUUAUGAUUGUGGACAGCGCUACGGCUCUGUAUAGAACUGAUUUCUCUGGGAGAGGGGAACUGUCCGCUAGGCAGAUGCAUCUCGCUAAGUUCCUCAGAAGCCUUCAGAAAAUGGCUGAUGAGUUUGGCGUGGCUGUCGUGAUCACGAACCAAGUAGUUGCGCAAGUGGAUGGUUCUGCCCUCUUCGCUGGCCCUCAAAUCAAGCCUAUAGGUGGCAACAUCAUGGCGCAUGCUUCCACAACAAGGCUUGCUCUUCGUAAAGGAAGAGGAGAGGAGCGCAUUUGUAAAGUGAUCAGCUCCCCUUGUUUGCCGGAGGCCGAAGCUCGGUUCCAAAUAUCCACAGAAGGUGUCACUGACGUCAAGGACUGAUUGGUCCUGCAUCGUCCUCCCGAAAGCUUGUCUGGGUCGAAUCCAUUCAUCGGCAGCUCUUUUUGCAUCAUUGGAUCGGGAAGCAAUCGGAGCACUGGCUUGUAGUUCGGUGUAAACAGAUUUUGAGGGGCUCUGAUGACGGUGAAGCCUUUUGGGCAUUAUUCAAACUGUCAAUGGCCUCUGUAAGCAUCUAUGGAGAGUGACUCGGGAUCUCAUCCCAUUUGUGUAAACUUGCACUUUGAGUUUGAAUGCCAUUGCAUUGCCUUUCUUGGGUCAUUGAUGGCUAGUGAGUAAAAGGAUCUCAUUACAUUCCGAGUGA
This is a messenger RNA of Eucalyptus grandis, 1528 nucleotides long. Its product is annotated as DNA repair protein RAD51 homolog. NCBI's taxonomy places the organism in Eukaryota, Viridiplantae, Streptophyta, Magnoliopsida, Myrtales, Myrtaceae. Gene Ontology annotation, molecular function: ATP hydrolysis activity; DNA strand exchange activity; ATP-dependent DNA damage sensor activity. The transcript is spliced from 9 exons. Bases 184 to 1209 code for a protein of 341 amino acids. The record is from RefSeq and is a predicted model, not a curated record. Gene Ontology annotation, cellular component: condensed nuclear chromosome. Gene Ontology annotation, biological process: double-strand break repair via homologous recombination; DNA recombinase assembly; DNA strand invasion.